This is a messenger RNA of Notolabrus celidotus (New Zealand spotty), 7097 nucleotides long. It is a transcript of the gene nlrc5, whose product is annotated as NLR family, CARD domain containing 5. Gene Ontology annotation, biological process: positive regulation of MHC class I biosynthetic process; inflammatory response; positive regulation of transcription by RNA polymerase II. Bases 379 to 6153 code for a protein of 1924 amino acids. NCBI's taxonomy places the organism in Eukaryota, Metazoa, Chordata, Actinopteri, Labriformes, Labridae. Gene Ontology annotation, molecular function: protein binding. The record is from RefSeq and is a predicted model, not a curated record. The transcript has 56 exons.
CGCCAAUAUACAGUACAAUCUUGAGCUCAUAACAUAUCCGCAAAAUACCCAAGUUACUCUCUUUUACGGAAUUGAACCUCAUCUCUUAUCGAAAUAUUUUAGGGUUAAAAAGGAGAAAGCAGCCGGCCAUCCUUGCUUUCAUCUUUCUUCAUACAUAUUUGAUUCGUGUCGGAAGAAAUUUGAAUAGCUGCGCAAAAACGAAACCAAAACAAUACCAACGGUCUUUAGUUUCGUUUUCGAAUAAAAGAUACCCUGACUGCAGCAUGCAGUCUUCGACAACAGCUUUUGAUGAGACCUCACUCAGCAGAGCGCGACAUUCAUUACCUUAAAUGACCUCGCUCUGUCUGGCUCCGGGACAUUGUCUGAUGGAGGCUGACCAUGGAUGAGGAGGUUGGCCCUGAAGAUGAUAAUCUGCAUGACAUCUUAGCUCAGGAAUCUUCAGAACUCCUCCAAAUCCUUCAGAACCAGUCAUUGGAAGUUAUAAUGCAGUUGAGCCGAAUGGUGCCCAGUGGAGAGAGAUGGAACAUCGAUUAUGGGGCCUCCUCUGCAUCAGCAAAAACAGAACACAUUUGUGCUGUGUUGGAGUACUUCAGGUCGGCCUCAGCUGCACAUUGCCGCAGCUUCCUUCAGAGCAUGUGUUUGCUGUGUGAAAACAUCCCCAUGCGCCUGGAGUCCAGGCUCAUGUCAGUUGCUGGAUAUGCAAACAAUGUUGGAGAAAGUUCCAGGCCCGAUGAAACAGAUGAGAAGUCAUCAUCGCCCCCAUCAGAGCAGCAGCUUGUCAAACGUCCUCGGAUUGAUUACUGGGAGCAGUACAUUGCUACAGUGAUGGGUUCACUGCAGAGGAGGUGGAAGCGACUAAAUGAGCUCCUUGUGAAGGAGGUUCGUCUGGACAAUGUGUGGGUAAGCCCAAGAACGGCAAACAGAGGCAGAGACAGACCCGAUCAAACCCCUGGAUCAACAGACAGAGGGAGCAGAACACCAGAGCCUGAUGUGGAUUAUGGGUCCAUGGAGGGCAGAGUGACGUUGGAGACCUUCCUCCAGGGGUGUGCAGGGAAGGUGACGGUUCUUCUUGGCCGGGCUGGAUCAGGAAAAACUCUGCUGAUGUCGUGUUUAGGACAGCAGUGGGCUUGUGGGCUAGGCCCUAUCCCAUCAUCCUCGCUGUUUGUUCUGCUAGAGUUCCGUCAACUAGGCUUACUGACCUGCCCUCUCUCCCUGUCCGAGCUGCUAUUCAGGCACUACCUCCCUCCAACAGGGGGAGAUGAUGAAAAGCAAGCCAUUGUGGACUACGUCCUUUCCAAUCCAGAGCAAAGCUGUUGGGUGCUGGACGGCUAUGACGAGUUUCACAGCAAACUCAGCAAACAGGAGGCGCAGAAAGAGCUGUUGGACCCCAAAAACCCUCUACCUGUGGCAGACCUAAUUUCAGGACUGUUGAAUGGUCAGCUUCUUCCAGGAUGCACUGUGAUGGUUACCUGCCGUGUACGUGAUGUCAUGGAUUUGGAGGGUAUAUCAGAUAAAGUGGGUCUUCUGCUGGGCUGGGAAUGCAGAGAGAUCAUGGAGUAUGUGCACAACUUCUUUGAAGUAAAAGGUCACUCAGCAUGCAGAGGUCUCGGGAAGCAGGCUGCAGAUCUCCUUCUUUCCAAUCAGCACCUCCUUGCAAUGUCAUCUCUCCCGGCUCUCUGCAACAUCUGCUGCAUCUGUCUGGAGCACUUACUGCUGGAAGAGAGAGACCCAGGAAUGGCUCGGACACCCGAUGAAAGAAGAAGCGAAGCCAGGAUAACAGCCAGAGACAGAGAAGUUACAGGAGUCCAGCUUCAAGGAGGAGGAGGAGGAGGAGGAGGAUCAGAGAGUAGUAGAAGAUGGAGUCAUGAAGCAAGGCGAGAUCUUGAAGGAAGAGGAGGAAGUGUUGACACAAUGAUGGAUGUGACAAAUGGCAGAGCUCAGCUGCCUCUCACACAAUCUCAGAUACCCUCCACGCUUACCCAGGUCUACCUCACUGUUCUUGGAGCAUUUCUGAGCCGUGGCCCUGAUAAAGGUGGAAGAAAUGACAAGAGUGUUGCUUCUACACUGAGUCAGUUUCGGUCUGAGCUGUGUGAGCUUAGUCAGCUGGCCUGGAAAGGCUUAGAGGACAGCAAGAUUCUGUUCAUGGAAGGAGAAAUUCCCCGGCAUGUUUUGGAGUUUUCCACCAGGACGGGGCUCUUCUCACAGGUGGAGGUCAGAUGUGAGGAUGGGAUGACUGUCAACUCCUACUUCUUCAUUCAUUUGACAUUACAGGAGUUUUUGGGGGCGGUCAGAAUCAUGACCAGUCAGGAUGUUAGCGACAAGCAGCUCAAGCAGAGAUUCAGCCUCAAAACCCGAUGGACAACCAAGUCAGAUCAGAGGACGGUCUUCACUGACUCCCUGCAUCAGUUUGUAUGCGGGCUGGCUUCUCCACAGUGCACUAAGACCUUGGUUCACAUAGCCAGGACCUCUAGUGGAGCAGGCAUUCAAACCUGGGUCAAAAAGCGUCAAGCUCUUGUUCUGAAACUGUUACAACACCUGUGUCACAGCAACACCUUGACAGGGCCAAAGGUUUUGGAGCUUUGCCAUUGUGUCCAAGAGACCCAGGACCAGCAACUGGCUAAGCAGGUUGUGGGUACGAGACCUACCUUGGAGCUCCGCAACAUCCGACUAUUGCCAAAUGAUAUUGAUGCUCUGGCUUUUGUUGUAAACUCAGUGGGUGACACUGGAAUAGGGCUCGACUUUGGUGCAUGCUCAAUGGACUUGGAGUGUUUAGACAUCCUGACCAGGUGUCAGUACAUUCACUACCUCUGUUUCCGCAGCCGCAAGUAUGGUGACCUAUUUGCUGAGAAGUUAUCCACCGUUUUGUCAAAAUUCACAUCCCUAAGAAAGCUAGAGUUUUGUGGUGCCAGCCUGACAGCCGCUGGAGCAGCUAGUUUGGCCUCCGCUUUACAGGACUGUCCAAACAUCACUGAAGUGAAUCUUAGUGACAACAACUUGAAAGAUGAGGGGAUUGAAAACAUUGCUAAUGUUUUUACCAAACUACCCAGACUGGUCCGGAUAAUGUUGGGUCGAAACAACUGUUCUCAGAAAGCAGUGGAGCAUCUCAUCAGGAAAACGUCUUCAUGUGGCAACAUCCUGCAAAUUCAUGCAGAUGGGCUGAAGGAAGUGACAGUAACUUUCUUCCAAAACUCUGGUUUAAGCAGCAAUCAAAUUAAGCCUGACACAACGAUCAGCUUGUUGAACCAGAAAUGGAGCAAACCUGAAAUGCAAGAACUUGCAGGGUCGUUGGCAUGUUGCCCUGCUUUGUCAGUGCUGGAUCUAUCUGGAGGCCAAUGGGAUUUUGAAACACUGAAGACCUUCACUCAGUUUUUGCCAAAGCUCAACAUCACCAAAAAGAUAAUUUUGAACGAGAGCUGCUCCUCAGUGGAGGGUUUGGUGAUUCUGACCGCCCUGCUGUCUGACUGUCCUGCUGUGAUGGAGCUUCAUGUAAGGUUACAGAGCCCUGUCCAAGUGUCGGUAUUUUUUGCUGGAGGGCGAGAACAGCCUGUAAACAAAAUAUCCAAAACACUUUGUCUCAGCUGCUGUGGUCUGCUGCCUGCUGAUCUGGAGAGAGUGUGGCAGAGUUUGGGAGCAUCCUCAGAUCUCACUUUGAUCGAUCUGUCCAGUAACUGCUUGGACAACAAAGGUCUGAAGAAGCUGUUGGAGCUGCUGCCUCGUCUUCCAAGUAUCCGGGAGAUCAAUGCCAGUAAUAACAGGAUCAGCAUGGUAGGAGUGGGGAUGCUGGCUGGUGCUUUGUGCUCCCAUAGCAACCUAACACACAUUCACAUCAGUGAUGGAGGCAGAGAGAAGCUGACCCUGAUGUUCAGCCCUGACAUAAGUGCUGACAAACAGCAGCUAAAGAUUUUCAGGUUAAACAACAGCAGCCUCCAGCCUUCUGACAUAAACACACUCUGUAGACGGUUGGUUCAGUGUCACAACCUUUCGGAAUUAGAUUUUUCUCACAGCUCACUGUCAGACAAAGCUAUCGAGAACCUGCUGAAGGUCCUGCCGAAGAUGAAAUCCCUACAGAGACUCAAUGUCAGCCACAGCAUCUCAACCACAUCAGGAGCUGUGACGCUGGUCGGCUGUUUGAAGGGCAGUCAGCGGGUGAAGUCCGUGGAGCUCAGGCCUCAGUUUGAAUCCCUCAUACAUUUUGAAAGCGUGAAAGCAGAACAAGCCAGCUGCAGUUUCGCUGGUUUUACCCUGAAGGCUGAUGACUGUGAGAAACUGCUCAGUGUCUUACAGCAGGGCCCCAAACUGUCCUACCUGGAUUUAACAAGUAACCAACUGGAAGAUGAAGGGGUGAAGCAUUUUUUGGAUUCUCUACCGAAGCUAAAAGUCAUCAGCUAUGUCAAUUUGAGCAGCAACAACCUGACCCAGCAGGGGCUGUUUGAUGUGAUCAACACUCUGUGUGUCUGUGAUAACGUGACAGGUGUAGAAAUCAGUCUGGGAGAGGAGCAAAGGUGUCUUAUCUGGUUUGCACAAGAUGAAGGUUGUGAAAAAACUCUAAGUGUCAGAGGAUGCAGUUUGGAGCAUGACCACUUGGCCAGAUUAGCAGAGUUAGUGUCUCACUGUCCCAGUCUGACGAAACUGGAUUUCAGAAAGAACUAUCUGAAGUCAAACUGGAUUGUGGACUUUGUGAAAAUUUUGAGCAGCAGUCAGAGCGGACUUAGUGUCAGCAUCGAGGAGUGUUGGAUCAGAUCAAAGGAAGCUGUGAGCUUGUUGUGUCUCUGUCUGGAAACCUGCAGCAACAUACACACUCUCAGGGUUCACCACAACACUCUAUACCUGACUUUGAUGAAGGCUGCUGAACUGACUACAGCCAGUGAUGACUCUGCACAUCUGACUCAGUUCAUGGCCACAAGGAAUAUGGGCCUUGUGGAUUGUACAGUAGAGGGUUACCAGCUUGAACCACUGAAGGACAUCAUUCAGAGAUGUCCUUUAUUGACAGAGCUGGAUUUUUCCCACAACCACCUCGGUAUCUUUGGAGCUGAGUUUCUCUCGACUGUUCUCCCCACAUUGCCAAACCUCACCUCUCUCAGUAUUGGUUCCAAAGAGACUCGUGCAGUUGUGGCUGAAAAGAUCUCAGAGAGCUUACUCCAGGCUGCAGCCAUUCAGAGCUUGAAUCUAUCAGGUUAUGUUAUUAGUGACACAGCAGCUCAGAGUUUGACCAGAACACUGCCCCGCCUACGAUCACUAAAUCUUUCUCUCUGCGUAUGGACGGGGGAUGGAGGCUUGCAGCUCAUCAAAGCACUGGGAGAGUGUGUUGGUCUGGAUAGCCUUUGUCUGGACUCUUGGCAGCUGAGUGAGGAGCACAGCGUGUCUCUAGCACAUACACUGAGGAGUGUCAACUCCAUACAUGUUCUCAAGCUUAAUAAGGUUGUCACUGCAGACUGUGGGCUCAUGCUUCUCACUGCUAUGGAGGGACUCACACAAAUGGAGGAGAUUGAGUUGGAGGGCUGGAGGUUGGGUGAAAGAGGAGUAGACCAGUUGACCAGACUCCUUCUUCUCUGGAAGGAUCUCAGAAGGAUCAGUCUAUCAAAGAAUCUUAUCAACGAUCAGUCAGGAGAAAAGCUACUGGUGGCUUUGAAGUGCUGUUGUCAUCUUGAAGAGCUUAAUCUGUCCAGUAACCAACUGGGUGACCUCACUGCAGCCAGGAUGGCCAUCGUUUUACCAUCGCUCACACACAUCACUGUGUUAGAUAUUUCAGAAAACCACAUCAGCCAUGAAGGGUCAGUCAGUAUUUCCAAAGCAAUAACGAGUCUCAAGAACCUCACCAAGAUGAAUCUGACCUCUGUUGGGACUCCAGAGCUGUGUGCUGUAGCUGCCAGUCUGGUCAACUGUCCACUCAUACAGGAUGUUCGUCUUGGAUGGAACAGCUGUGAAGAUAAAGUGGCAGAGGAGCUGGCCAGAGUCCUGCCUCUUUGUCCGAAGAUGACAAGUAUAGAUCUGGAGUCAAACAGUGUGAGUGUUUCUGGAGCAGAGGCCCUGGUUAGAGCCUUACAGUCGUGUCCUGCUCUGCAGCUCAUCAGGCUGUGGAGAAACAAGAUCUCUUCCAGUGAAGCACAGAGGUUCAGUCUGAGGGACAGGCGGCUGAAUUUUUCAUCCAUAUAAUAUGAUCUGUUCUACAUUCCUCUCUGUCACAGUGUGUAGAUGAAUUACUACUCAGCCCAGUCCUGCUCCUGCCACAGACUGAGUUAGAAUUAGUUUACCCUGUGGUACAAGCAUCAGAAAAGCUUAAAAAAACUAUACACAAAAACAAAGACAAUUUUCUGACUGAAAACCCUCACACAGGAAUGUUUUUGAUGAUUAUAUUAGAUGUCAUGUAGAAGGACAACCUUAAAAGAUUGCCCUGUCACAUAAACCAUGACUUCCUCCUUAAUCACAUGCCGCUGCCCACUUUGAGGUUGGUAUGUCAAGGAUUCAAAGUAGUUCUCCCCUGAGGAAAUACUUGCUUUAUGUUUGAGGACUCUACUCUGAAGCCACUUUGCACUAUUGCGUGUUUACAAUAACGAGAGGCCACAUAACUGAAAACACAAUAAGUCACACUAACAGGAAUAACUCAGAAGGAUCUCCUUCAAUGGCUGUGGUCUCUCUAUCCAGUUUGCGUAUUUAUUUCUGCUUUUGUCAUGGAUCAAGUCUUCAAUAUGUUAUUAUUAAGUUUUAUUUUUUAAGGUAAGUUUCUAAGCUGCAACUCUGAUAGAGUUUCAAAACAGUAAUUCGUGAAAAUGUGUAUAACUGCUGAAUUAAUAAGAAACAUUCUGCUGUUUUGAGUCUCUGUAAAAAUGAUGAACCCAGGUGUUCUGGGGUACUGAUGCAGGUAAUUGUUUCUGUUUGAGUUCUCUUCUAGACCUGUUGUUUCUAUCUUUGACUAUUAUUGAUUCUGACUUGCACUGAUAUUUUAAUGUACAUACAAAAAAGACCACCUUAAGUUAUGGCCUGUAUUCACAAAUGUUGUGAAUAUAGAGUUUUCAUUUGAUGUAAUGUUGCUUUAUAAUUUGUUAAGUGUCUCAAGGGUUUUGAGAGUACAUUUGCAAAUAAAAUUUUGAUUGAUUUAU